Molecule: messenger RNA, 1966 nt
Organism: Syngnathoides biaculeatus (alligator pipefish)
Lineage: Eukaryota; Metazoa; Chordata; Actinopteri; Syngnathiformes; Syngnathidae
Product: zinc finger protein OZF-like
Exons: 2
Coding region: 261-1646 (461 amino acids)
Source: RefSeq, a predicted model, not a curated record
CAACCAUACUUCCGCAUACAUUUUCAUUUAUUUUUUUACUAUUAUGAAGCCCAACACGCACAGGAGUAUCGAAACUGUACGCCUUUGCUACUUUACUGGACAAAAACACCACGAGGCAAAAAUUCGUGUCCGGAUAAACUAUUCCGUGAACGUUGAAUCUCCUCGAGCGAGUUGAGCUGAUCUUAGUUUCGCUUGCUAGCUGCUAACCAAGUCGAUGCUCACCAGAGAUCAAAUCUGACUGUAAAGAUUGUCGUGUGAAAAUGUGCGCCAAAAUAGUGAAGGAAGAAGAGUACGAGGAGGAAAUUUGGCGGACCAAAGAGAAGGAAAGAAAAGGACGGGACGCUGUUUCCAAGCAGCCUGGAGACGUCUUACACACAGCAGACGCCGGUCGAGAAGAUCUUCGUCCUGCGCACUUCAAAGUUGAAGAGGAGCCUUGGCCUUCUCGCAUUAAACGCGAAGAGCAAGAGGACGACAUCAGCAAGCUUCCAUCGACUGGUGUCAUUGUGAAAAGUGAGGAAGGUGAUGGAGACCGUCGUGGAGGCGACCAGUCGGACAGCCUCUCAGCUCCACGUUCGGAUCGGGAUAGCGUAAUGUCGCACUCAUCUGACAAUGACAAUAAUGAUGAGGAGGAGGAGGAGGAAGACUCUAAAGGUGAAGUGGCACAUCCCGUUGACAAAAAAUGCUUCCAAUGUUCUCACUGCGGGAAACGUUUUUCCAACAAGUUCUCAUUGAAUAGACACACAAAAACUCACACUGGAGAGAAACCUUAUGCCUGCUCAGUUUGUGGCAAAAGAUUCUCAUUAAAAGCAGGUUUAACCACGCACACGAGAAGCAGACACAAUGGAGAAAAAACGUUUGCCUGCUUGGUUUGCGGUAAAAGAUUCUUUUUAAAGACGGGCUUGACAAGGCACACAAGAACACACACGGGAGAAAAACCUUUCGCUUGCGUAGUUUGCGGUAAAAGAUUCUCCCUAAAGGCAAAUUUGACAACACACACGAGAAGCAGACACGAUGGAGAAAAAUCUUUUCCCUGCUUAGUUUGCGGUAAAAGAUUCUUUUUAAAGACGGGUUUGACCACGCACACGAGAACACACACCGGGGAGAAACCUUUUAUCUGUUCAAUUUGUGGUAAAAGAUUCCGUCAGAAUGGAGAUUUAAACACGCAUACCAGAACACAUACAGGAGAAAAACCUUUUGCCUGCUCAGUGUGUGGUGAAAGAUUCUCUUUAAAGGCUAAUUUAACGACGCACACAAGAAGACACAAUGGAGAAAAACCUUUUGCCUGCUCUGCGUGCGGUAAAAAAUUUACUGACAAGGGAGAGUUGAUAAUACACACGAGAGCCCACACUGGAGUAAAACAUUUUGGGUGCUCAGUGUGCGGUAAAAGAUUCUCUAAAAAUGCAAGUUUAACAAUGCACACGAGAACACACACUGGCGACAGACCUUGCACCUGCACAGUGUGCGGCUGGAGUUUCAGCGCGCGUUCAAAUUUGACGCAACACAUGAAAACACACGCGGGGGAGAAACCCUAUUCCUGCGCAGUUUGCGGCAGAGGAUUCUCUCGUAGGUCGACUUUGACAACGCACGCGAGGAGACACCCUGAGGAAAGACAAACGUGCAUCGCUGAGAAGAGCGGCGCACAGUGAAGUCGCAGGAGAGAAGGAAGACAUCGGAGCUGCGUUGCCCAUCGCUGACUCGUUCUGGACUCCUAAUCCUGAUACAGCAGAACCUCGAUUUCCGCCUGCCAAUAAUACUGCGGCGCUUGGGAGAAUCACUUUCGCACUUCCAAAACUAACUUCAAACUGGUUCUUUGUGCCCCAUUAUUUACUUUACUUUUCUGACAUAUUUGAUAAUUUGCUCUUAAUUAGCCCUCAGAAUGCCUCCCAAGAAAAUGUCAACUUCGAGCAAUAUUUUUAUCACAAUGCCUAAUGGUAUUAAUGUUGAUAAAAAGGAAGUCGUGGGUUAA